Necator americanus (New World hookworm) is the source of this 1899-nucleotide messenger RNA. RefSeq lists its product as uncharacterized. Gene Ontology annotation, cellular component: cytosol. The record is from RefSeq and is a predicted model, not a curated record. Bases 1 to 1899 code for a protein of 632 amino acids. The transcript has 18 exons. Gene Ontology annotation, biological process: signal transduction; cellular response to tumor necrosis factor. NCBI's taxonomy places the organism in Eukaryota, Metazoa, Nematoda, Chromadorea, Rhabditida, Ancylostomatidae. Gene Ontology annotation, molecular function: NF-kappaB binding.
AUGCCCGAAGGUGUAGCCGUCGACGAACGCAAAGGAACGUUGCCAAAAUCACUGUCCGACACAGAGAAUUUCGCUGAAGUUGAUGAUGCUCGAAGAAACUGCUGUUUAGGUCAUUUUUGCGUCGAGAAGAGCUUCAUCGGAGUGCGCAUGAAUACACUAACUUACCUAGCCGAAAUCGUGUACGGAGCCUUCAUUCACCUGCUGGAGGUCGUUGCACCUCAGCUGCAGAAAUCGCAAUCGGCACGAGGGAUCUUUAUCGAAGAUAUAUGCGCUACAGAAGGGAAGGCAGGGGAUAGGUUAUGGUUGAUACUUGCCAAUCCUAUAGAGGGCAGCCUCUCUUUAUCGUUCGUUUUGGAAGAGGAAGAAGUGCCUGCCGAUGAUGUUGCCCAGAGAGGCACGCUUUUCACUUUUACCGUCCCACAACUUCGCUUCUCACAUGACACAAAUCUGCAGCUGUGCCUCAAAGGACAGUCCAUGCAUAUCAGUAUUCCAUUCACCUACCGAGCCAAAGAAAAUUUGGGUCCGCAGUCUCAAUUUGAAAGUUUGGUCGACUUUGCGGCAAAUGGAGAAAUUUCAUCCUUAAUACUGCCCUUUUCGACGUACAUUGGCGAGAAGGACAGCGAAGGCAACACGGUUUUGCAUAUAUCAGCAAAGAACUCACAAAGUUUUGCUUUAAAACUGCUGCUCUCAGCGAUUCCGCAGGAGAAGAAAGAGGAAAUCGUGAAUAUUCGUAAUGAUCGAGGGCAGACAGCUCUUCACAAUGCCGUCCGAGCAGGCGAUCCAGACAGUGUUCACUACCUGCUCAGCCAAGGGGCGGCCACAAACAUUCUCGAUAAUCACAAAAACACGGUUGUGCACUACCUUGCAGAUGCUUACAAUGAGGCGAUUUUCAAGGAAAUUUUGGAGGCCCCAGCUUCUAGUGAAAGCGAUUUUGACGCUUUGAAUGAAGAAGGAUUUUCGCCUCUUCAUUUGGCGGUUAGGAGGCUGAAGUUGAGUCUCAUUGAAAUGCUACUGGAAUGUGGUGCGUCUAUCAACUGCGCUGAUCACGGAUCCCGCAAUGCUCUUCUACACGCAGUAAAUAUGAAUGACGUCGAAAUCGUUCAAUUUCUCUUAAGCAAAGGAGCCGAUCCGAACGUUGAAGACGAGAAUGGCGAAACUCCUCUCCUUCUGUGUGCAAAGACUGCAAAUUACGCUAUAAUGGGUCUUCUCAUUGACGCCAAAGCCGAUCCGCAAAAAAAGAAUAAAAAUGAAACCUCAUUAGCAGAUAGCGAUGAUGAGAUGAUAAAGAAGGUCAUUGCGGGAGAGAGAGUGGAACUGCCAACGAAAGAACCGCCACCUUUCUCUCCUUCGGAUCUGACCACAACUCGUUCUCCACUGUUCGGCAGAUCAGUGCCCAACCUUAACGUAAAUCAAGAUGCCGGCCCUACACGACUUGCUCCUUCUCGUCGUGUCGAUCAACAAUCGCAUCAAGAAAGGGAAGAGGAUUACGAACGUGAGACGAAUUACACAUCACAAUCAAACAAUGGCGCAACGGAGUCCGACAGUGAAUACAUAGAUGAUCAACCGUCAACGAGUAGUGGAAGCCGACCAAAAAGGAGUAGCAGAUUCAACAAACGUUCUAGCACUUCAGCCUUAGAAGAUGAUAUCUCUUGUCUGGAUUAUCUCACUCGACUUCGGCUCUCCAAACUUAUGGACGAAAACUCAAAAUGGCAGCAGUUGGCAACAGAGCUUGGCUGCUCUCACAUGAUUGAGCUGAUUUCAAUUUGUUCGGAUGAUAGCAGCCCAACUAUGAUAUUCUUAGAUCAGUUUGAGCAAAUGCCCGAAGCGAAGAUCUCACGGGUCCGUUCCGCUCUUAGCGCGCUGCGAGGUGAGAAGGCUCAGGAAAGUGGUGAAGAGUAA